GCAGGAUUUCCCUAGGGGACCGCCCUCUUCCUGCUGCAGCUACUUCCCUCUUCGUCCCGUCCCCAUACCAGGUCCUCCUAUCUCUCGCUUUUCCCUGAAGGGACUCGGAGCCUCAGAAGAGCAGAUGUAGCGGAACAGGCAGGAAGCCCGGCUGAAAGAUGCGAGCAAUCGGUCUCGCCUCCGUCUCUCCCCUGGCAAAACGGAACCCAGCUGCUCUAACCCCCAUCUGACGGGAGUGACCGGAAGUGAUGCAUUAAAAGCGGGACACACGUGCCGCGCGGCGGAAGUACCUGAAGGAGACGGUUUGGUGGUCUUGCUUACCCCGGUUGCUGUCGUGGGAGGUGUGAGAUGGGUAAGCAGAAAAAAGCAAGGAAAUAUGCUACCAUGAAACGCAUGAUCAGCCUUCGUGAUCAACGCAUUAAAGAGACAGACAGAGCAAAACCUAAAGAAAAGAAGAAAGAAGAUCCCAGUGCAAUCAAGGAGACAGAAGCCCCUAAAUAUCCUUCAUGUUUGUUCUUCCAAUAUAACACACAACUAGGACCUCCGUACUACAUCUUAGUGGAUACCAACUUUAUUAAUUUUUCCAUUAAAGCCAAAUUGGAUCUAGUGCAGUCAAUGAUGGAUUGCCUCUAUGCCAAAUGCAUUCCCUGUAUCACAGAUUGUGUCAUGGCUGAAAUUGAGAAACUGGGACAGAAGUAUCGUGUAGCUUUAAGGAUAGCAAAAGAUCCACGAUUUGAGCGUUUGCCAUGCACUCACAAAGGAACCUAUGCAGAUGACUGUUUGGUACAGAGAGUCACACAGCACAAAUGUUACAUAGUGGCUACCAUAGACAGAGAUCUCAAGCGAAGAAUACGAAAGAUCCCAGGAGUCCCAAUAAUGUAUAUAUCUAACCACAGGUAUAACAUUGAGCGGAUGCCUGAUGAUUAUGGAGCUCCUCGGUUUUAAAUACCAUAGAAAGAGUGCCAAAUAAACCUACCAUGUCAAAUUCCGGAACACUGAGCCAGUUAUAAUACACUUCUAAUUCUGGUUCACUUCUUAUGGUGCUUGGAAUUUGAACUAUUUCAUUAGAUGAGCCUCUUCCAGAUAAAACGGAUGUUCUAUUCCAUGUUCUGGGAUCCAGAAUAAAUAUUUUGUAUUGUUUGGGAA
Molecule: messenger RNA, 1146 nt
Organism: Python bivittatus (Burmese python)
Lineage: Eukaryota; Metazoa; Chordata; Lepidosauria; Squamata; Pythonidae
Gene: FCF1
Product: FCF1 rRNA-processing protein
Cellular component (GO): small-subunit processome
Source: RefSeq, a predicted model, not a curated record